AUGAGGCAAUUCCCAAUGAGGCUUUUUCUGCUCGGAUUCAUCGCCGUCAUGGUGGCCGCCGGCUCCGGCGAGACCCAUCUGACGACGGCGAAGCAUAUCACUGUUACAGGUGAGAACCCGGAAUACUUUGUUCCUAUUUCCUUGUAACAAUUGCCAAAUAUAGUAUAUAUUUUCUUGAAACAGCGGUACUCCGAUCAAGAUAUUGCUAAUAGUAUCUUUGAAAGCAGAUGGUAAGCAGAAAAGGUGAUGGGUUUGGAUAGAUUUUAGCUCUGCCAUGCAUAAGAUUUGAGAAGCUUAACCCGCCACUCAGAUGAACCGUACCCUCCUCCCCUUCUCCGGAUUUCUUGGUGUUCAUUCGUGCAGGCUGCAACAACAACUGCGACGUAGCUUGCUGCUACUGCAACACCAGCAAGAUGCCGCCGGUCUGCGAGAAGUGCUGCCAUAUCUCAAGGAGAUGA
Messenger RNA from Spirodela intermedia, 458 nucleotides. The record is from the annotation of a GenBank genome assembly. NCBI's taxonomy places the organism in Eukaryota, Viridiplantae, Streptophyta, Magnoliopsida, Alismatales, Araceae.